Molecule: messenger RNA, 2016 nt
Organism: Melanotaenia boesemani (Boeseman's rainbowfish)
Lineage: Eukaryota; Metazoa; Chordata; Actinopteri; Atheriniformes; Melanotaeniidae
Product: sphingosine-1-phosphate phosphatase 1-like
Exons: 3
Coding region: 328-1662 (444 amino acids)
Biological process (GO): sphingosine metabolic process; phospholipid dephosphorylation
Cellular component (GO): endoplasmic reticulum membrane
Molecular function (GO): sphingosine-1-phosphate phosphatase activity
Source: RefSeq, a predicted model, not a curated record
ACCACAAAAGACGAAGCCGAGCGACGUAUACUAAUGAUUUGACGCAGUUUGUCGGUGUCUGCAUGAUUUAGCGUUACAUUCCGUGGAGUAAUGGUUAACUGUAACGGACUUUGGAUGCUACCGACCUGUACGUCCACGCUGCUGUAUAAGGUCGGUGUUUUGAGUGCAGACAUCAAGUACAACCGAGCGAUCACUUCUCCGCGCUGCUAGCUUAAACUAUUGUAUUUUUUAAAGGGGAGCUCCACUUUUGCUUAGCUUCCUCGAUGAUGUACAUACCUGUCGCAACAUAAAACUUCUGUGUGUUAUAAAUUUAAAAUAUUUAUAGAGAUGGUGAGUGUUGCCGUAAAGACGUUUGUACGUAUGUGUAAUUAUCUCCAAGACCCCUGCCAUGUAGCGAGGUUUCAACAUUUCUGCGGCGUUGAAGGAACAUUUCCGGAUAAACCGACCAAGCCGGACAGUGGACGGCAGGAGCCGAACUGUCCCGGGCUGAGGAAGAGAGUCCAGCAGGAGGGACAGAGUUCAGAUGGUGGUGUGGGGAACGGAGCCGCUGGAGAUGUCACCGCAACGCAUGUUAAAGGGAUGCAAGGCGACGACACCGUCACGUCUGGCGAUCCAUCAGCGGCAGAUCACGACUCCGACAAAACCAGAGCAAAACCCCUCCGGAGAAACUCCCUAACUGGAGAUGUGGGUCAGGAGUUCCUGAUACACAACCAGUUUCUCUUCUAUUUGUUCACGUUUGGCACAGAGCUGGGCAACGAGAUGUUCUUCAUCAUCUUCUUCCCCUUCCUCUUCUGGAACAUCGAUGCUCUGGUCAGCCGGAGGCUCAUCGUGGUCUGGGCCUGGAACCUGUUCGUGGGACAGUCCACGAAGGAUAUGAUUCGCUGGUCCCGACCUGCCUCCCCUCCUGUGGUGAAGGUGGAAGUCUUCUAUAACUCUGAGUACAGCAUGCCCUCCACACACGCCAUGACUGGGACGGCCAUACCUUUCUGUGUCUUCAUGCUGACUUACGGACGGUGGCAGUACCCUUUCCUCUUUGGCUUCUGUGUGGCUCUCAGCUGGAGCGUCCUGGUCUGUGUAAGCCGAGUCUACAUGGGCAUGCAUUCUAUUCUGGAGGUAAUCACUGGUUUCCUGUACAGCCUUCUGGUCCUAGCCUUCUUCCAGCCAAUCUUGGAAAAGAUAGACAACUUCUACAUGAUGGACCACUAUGCUCCUCUUGUGAUUAUCAUGUCACAUGUGAGCCUUGGACUUGUGGCUUUCUCUCUGGAUUCAUGGAGCACCUCUCGGGGUGAUACUGCUCAGGGUCUGGGCACCGGGGUGGGCGCUGCUUUGGCAACCCAUGUGAACUAUCAGCUAGGGUUGAUGCAGGAUCCACCGCUGACUUCACUUCCUCUAACUUUACCACCGCUCAGCACAGGCCUGGUGUUGCGCUCCCUGCUGCGCUUCUUCAUUGGAGUUGCUGCCCUCCUCAUCACGAGAACGGUUAUGAAAGCGGUGACUAUUCCAUUCUUGUGCCAUGUGUUUGGGCUGCCCUCAGAUGAUGUAAGAAAGGCAAGGCAGCACAUGAAAGUAGAGUUGCCAUAUCGUUACAUCGUCUACAGUGUUGUUGGUUUUGUUUGUGUCUGCUUUGUUCCUGUCAUCUUUAGAAUUUUAAACCUUGCCUGAGUUGUGUACAAGCUGUCACGUCCUACUGACAUUGUGAAGGCCAACAGCACUUGGAAACACGCUGUUUUGUUUGUGAUUUUUGUUUGCUGUUUUUAAUGUUUUUUUUUUUUUUAGAAAAAAGCUCUGUUUCUGCAUGAUAGAAGCUGAGUUAAAGGAUAAAGGAUGAUAUUGUACAUUUCCACUGUCAAUAAAUCCCACCAAAAGACUAACCAAAACUUGAACUGAUCUUAACAAUUGUCUCAACCAAAGCUUAUUUAAAUUAUUUAAAAAAAAAAAAUUCAGUGACUAAUGCAGCUGCACUUGGUUAUGCUUUUUAUUGUCUUGACAAGAACCACUAUCAUUUAUUUGGAUUAA